Molecule: messenger RNA, 2902 nt
Organism: Colletotrichum scovillei
Lineage: Eukaryota; Fungi; Ascomycota; Sordariomycetes; Glomerellales; Glomerellaceae
Exons: 4
Coding region: 686-2254 (522 amino acids)
Biological process (GO): protein phosphorylation
Molecular function (GO): ATP binding; protein kinase activity
Source: RefSeq, a predicted model, not a curated record
ACUCACUUUCCUGUCGUCUUUCUCAAAAGGAACCAAGGUCUAAGGGCUCGCCCGUCGCCACUGCGUCGUUGUCGUUUGCUAUUGCAUUGCUCCCCCCUCUCUCUCUCCGGUCUGCUCAAACCUCAAAGCCGGUCCCUUCACCCCGAAGAGAAACAGCAGGAAACCUCCUUCUUCCGUCCCCCGGUCCCGAUACAGACCACCAACUACCACCUCGAUCCAUAUCGCCUCUGCUCAUCUUACCUUGGGUACUGGAACGUCACCCGCGCACCCCAAAUCUACUCUCUCUCUCCCACCUCAAUAUCCAUCUUCUGAAUCCUGCGGGGAAAGCUAUUUGCCGACGUUUUACUUUCCAGUCUCUCGCUUCCAAGCCUUCUGAUCUUCAACAAAACGUCCCCGAUAGUCUUAUUAUUUACUCAGCCUCGAACCAGAGGAUCAAACGCUCGGCGGCCGUCGCUCUCCAACUUGAUCUACGCUACGUCAGCUCCUACGAAACUAUUCGACCACGCUAGUUUCUGUCUUUCUGCCUGUGCCCAGUGCCGCAGCCGUCACACCUCGACUUACCUCGUCAAGUAGUUUGGCUUGGCUUCGGCCCUUUUUUGCGACUUUUUGGCAUCCUACGUCUGGGGUACAACUCUCUCCAGCUUCAACCGCAUCGUUCCGGUCUACCCAACUUACCUCCGUUGCCAUGGCCGAUCAGAAUCCCUCACAACCUCAGACCAUGGAGCCUCCUCACCAGGCACCGCCGAGCGUCCCCUCUCCUCUGUCCACGCCUGGUUCCGUCCCCAUGAUGAACUCGCCAGUUCCUCUCCUUCGCCCUGCCAUUCCCGGCGGCCGAGGCGGAGGUGCCCGAACACCUAGACUCGGUCUCGCCAUCCCUCCAUCACCAAAUGCGAAACCCGUCGGCGGACAAGCACCUCAAGCCGUAAACUCACGACCACCUCUCCCGACCCUCCACCUGGCCACGCCGAUGGGCAGUCAGUCAACACCUUACGAGCAACCACCUCGCGUGGGAGGCGUAGGACAAUCUGCCAGCGGCGGUAGCGAGAGCAGUGCGGCACACUCGAGAUCUGGAAGCUUCGGCCCUCUGGAUGGUCGAGCUAGCAACCCUACGUCAGCUGGCUCUCAGUACUCGGCACUGUCCUUUGCCUCACAAUAUGGCUUUGCGAGGCCUCAAGGCACUCCCGACCCGUCGUCCGCGGUGGGAUCAAUUUACUCUGAGCGGAGCGAAGGCGGUGUCGGUAUGGAACGGGACGGCAGUUUGCAGGGUCUAGAAGCUUUUGACAAGCUGUCAUUAGAGCGGGGCAGGACGCUGGAUGUGGAGGAGCUUGACUCCGAGUCGUGGAGGGUCGCGAGUAUGGAAAAUCGGAUCGAGGAGCUCGGCAGUCUCGGCGAGGGUGCCGGCGGAGCCGUCACAAAAGCCAAAUUGAAGGGUGGAAAGACCACAUUCGCCCUCAAGGUAAUUACCACGAAUCCCGAUCCCGACGUUAAGAAGCAGAUUGUGCGCGAGUUGGGUUUCAACAAAGAGUGCGCGUCGGAGCAUAUCUGCCGUUACUAUGGCGCCUUUGAGGACUCGACUACGGGCACGAUCUCAAUCGCCAUGGAGUUUUGCGAAGGCGGUUCCCUGGACAGUAUUUACAAGGAGGUUAAGAAACUCGGUGGACGGACAGGCGAGAAGGUUCUCGGCAAGAUUUCCGAGGGCGUUCUGCGGGGACUGACGUACUUGCACGGCAUGCGUAUUAUUCACCGAGACAUCAAGCCAUCCAACAUUUUGCUCUGCAGGAAUGGCGAUGUCAAGCUAUGCGACUUUGGUGUCUCAGGAGACUUUGGUACUAAGGGUGAAGCCAAUACCUUCAUCGGCACCAGCUACUACAUGGCUCCCGAGCGCAUCACCGGCCAAUCCUACACCAUUACCUCUGACGUAUGGUCGACUGGCGUAACUCUGCUGGAAGUGGCCCAACAUCGAUUCCCCUUCCCGGCCGACGGCACAGAGAUGCAGCCACGAGCUGGGCUGAUCGACCUUCUCACCUACAUUGUGCGGCAGCCGAUACCAAAGCUCAAGGAUGAGCCGGAUGCCAACAUUUUCUGGAGUGACAACUUCAAGUAUUUCAUCGAGUGCUGCCUGGAGAAGGAACCCACAAGGCGAGCGAGCCCAUGGCGGAUGCUCGAGCACCCGUGGAUGGUGGAAAUGCGCGCGAAGCGUGUCAACAUGGCCAAAUACCUGGCUCAGGUUUGGGGCUGGGAUACCAAGCAAUGAUUGGCUGAUAGCCACAAUGUCGUGACGACAGUAACAUUGUUCCAUACGGCGCAAUCACGGCGACACGUCAACCACAAAGCAGCAAAAAGUACAUUGUUGCUCCUUGGCAGGAGGAUCAUGGCAACCUGGGCCAGCUCCCGAGGAAAGCAUCAAACACACCACAAGCGAAACAUGAACAAAGAACCGAGUUCAAAGGGAGACAACUCUUUAGCGAUGAAGCAAGCGGAAGAAGGAGGCCAUUUUUCAUGAUUUAAUAAGCGAAGGGCAUUACGGGCACAGGAUUGCCAAUGUUACGCCUUCAGGGGGUCAGACUUACUUUCUGGAUAUAUGUAGCGGAGGCAGACAUGUACUUGGACAAGCGGCGGCGGCGGAUCGGGUAUUCAGCGGAGACUGUAGGCAUUAUUGUGUAUCCAAGCGAUUGCCUGUCCGGUUUGGGGCAAUACAAACAAAGAAAAAUUAUGCCAAUGCUGAUUGGGGUUUACCCUUUUUCUUUAUGGCCGAGGAAUCAGACUGAGGUGGUUUGGUAGGAGAAGGAUUUGCCUUGCAGGUGGCAUUGUACAUAUAUAUGCUUGAUUCAACGAAUCUCUCCGAGGGGGUAUCUAGUCUACAACCAUUUACAUGCCAAGUAGAUCACCUUUUUGAGCCGUG